AUGGCAGUGGUUCUAAGGAUCUGCGCGAGCAGCUUCGAUGUGGCCAUUCUUGACACGCAACGCUCGCAGUCGGAAAUGGACAACCUGAAGGGAUUCUCCAAGGAGUCUUUGGAGUUGCAGAUUAAAGAAAUGAAGACGUGGUUGAGCACCGCAUUUACAAACGAGGAAAAGUGUGCAAACCUGUUGGGCAACCUACCUAAUGGCCCUCUGACGUUGGAUGCAUAUAAUCUGGCGGUGACAGGAAAGAAAUUCACAAGCAUUGCACUUGGCUUGAUGAAUAAGUGGUCCACAGAAGUUGCACCUUUGGUGGCAGAUUCUGACCGCCCAUAA
This is a messenger RNA of Telopea speciosissima, 330 nucleotides long. RefSeq lists its product as uncharacterized. The transcript has a single exon. NCBI's taxonomy places the organism in Eukaryota, Viridiplantae, Streptophyta, Magnoliopsida, Proteales, Proteaceae. The record is from RefSeq and is a predicted model, not a curated record. Gene Ontology annotation, molecular function: enzyme inhibitor activity. Bases 1 to 330 code for a protein of 109 amino acids.